UGCCUGCCUCACAUUUAACUAGUUUGCUUGUAGGGAAGCUCAUGGGGGAACUUGUUGAAGGCCUUACUAAAAACCAAGAUAUGCUCCAUUCACAGCAUUCCCAAAUAUACGCUAAGAUUGUAAAAAAAAAGGUAAAAGUUUUCCGCUGACGUUAAGUCCAGUCAUGUCUGACUCUGGGGGUUGGUGCCCAUCUCCAUUUCUAGGCCGAAGAGCCGGCGUUGUCGCUAGACACCUCCAAGGUCAUGUGGUCGGUAUGACUGCAUGGAACGCUGUUACCUUCCCGCCGGAGCGGCACCUAUUGAUCUACUCACAUUGGCGUGUUUUCGAACUGCUAGGUUGGCAGAAUAUAGCAUUUGUUGAUAUGUCUAUUUUCACCCGGUCUAUAUAAAUCAUAUGUGAUAUCUUAUAAAGAGCACUGUAUUAGACCAUUUUCCUUUUAUCUUUUUAAGAAAACUUGAAGCUGAGCCAACAAUACAAAUAUUCAAAACAUUGCCGCUUACCAGAUGAAGGGUUAACUGAAACUGGAGUAAACCUGGGAACCAGUAGUAAACGGCUUAUGUAAACAGCUUACUUCGGCUCACAGCCAGCCACUUUAAAAUAACAACUAUUUGACCGGGCUUCCUGGCUGGGAACUGUAAAUGACUGCAACAUUUGUACAAACUGAAGCUGGAAUCAAUUGGGGUAAACUGUGGAAGUGAUGCAGAUAUUUGAUCUGAACGGGAUCUUGUUAACAGCUUGUUUAUUUUAACUUCUUUUGUAUUGCGGGUUGUAUGUUGUAUGUAUGUCUAUGUGUUAAAUGUUUUGAUACGGCCGAUGGGCUAAUCAAUAAAAUGUGAUUUUGAUAUUAUUUUUUUUGGUAUAUGUGUGUGGCUUUCAACUGCAUAAAUGUUUUCUCCUAUAUUUUGUUCAUUUUUCAUUCCAAAACGUAAUCUACUUUCUGGAUAACCCUCAUAUUUGAAUAUGUACAAAGGUUUUCCCUGAAUUUGUCCGUGAUAAUGUCUCCCAUCAUGACACCAAAACAUUGGAGGUGAGAGUUAUUCCAGUCUACUGAGCCCACAAUAUACCCAGAUGUUCUUUUGCUCCAUUAGUUUCUCUGUUUCUCCAUUAUGUCACAAGUGUAGCUGUGUUCCUACAAACAAACAACAUUUUAGGCCACUGAAAAUUGCUCAACCGAAAUCAAGAACACAAAGAUCUUCUGGGCACAGCCUGGUCCAAAAGUGAGACAUAGUGUUCAAGUGAGCGUCCUUAGAGGUACAUCCUCAAAGUAGGGUGUGCUUGUGAUGUUCUGAAGAGUCCUACCAUUUCCCAGAAUUGUAAAUCUCGACAAGAGUUUCCUUCUUCGCAGGGCUGUUGGAAAAGGGAACACAUUCAUGGGUUUUAUUAUGUGAUAAUUGAUCACAAGCCCAGGCUCUUGGGAGGAGCCUCCUUAUGUAACCCUCACAUGCUUUGACUUUUGAAAUAGUGUGAAUCAAAGCAUAUGGCAGCCAUUGCCAAAACUAUAAAAUUAUGAAACGGUAUAUAUAAAAGGAUGAACCCAUGACAGUGGCAAACCUGAUGAGCCAAAGUCCACUUGAUGUUUUGCGGGCUCCAAGGCACCAUGGAAGGGGAUUUCACGGGGAAAGAGAUGUACCAUCUGAAUUUUGAUCCCAAAGGUUAUUUCAACAUGUACAAGAGCUUCGGCCUGAGCGUCUCUCCAGGAAAUGAUGAGCGGCUGCGCUUCAUUCUGGAGCGUCUCCACAAGACAUUUGCACUUGAUGGCAUCCGAGGAGACACCCUGAUCGACAUCGGGAGCGGUCCCUCCAUCUACCAGCUCCUCUCGGCCUGUGAAUCCUUCAAGGAAAUCAUCGCCAGUGAUCUGCUUGAGAAGAACCGGGAGGAGAUGCAGAAGUGGCUGAAGAAGGAUCCAGAGGCAUUCGACUGGACCCCCAUGGUGAAAUAUGUCUGCCAGCUGGAGGGGGACAGGGAGACGUGGCCGGAAAAGCAAGAGAAGCUCAGGAGGACCGUCAAGCAAGUCCUGAAAUGCGACGUGACUUUGGCCAACCCUUUCCAUCCUUUGGUGGUCCCUCCGGCCGACUGCGUCCUCUCCAGUUGCUGCCUGGAAGGAGCUUCCAAAGAUUUUCCUGCUUAUCGGUCAGCCCUGAAGAACGUGGCCUCCCUGGUCAAACCUGGAGGCCACCUGAUCUUAGUGAUUCCACUUGAAGCCACCUACUACAUGGCUGGGCAAAGCAAGUUCUCCGACUGUUUUGUGAAGCCAGAGAUGGUUAAAGUGGCUGUGAAAGAGGUUGGUUUUGAUAUUGUAUGCUUUGAGAACCUCAACGUGGAUUUUCCAGUGGCACUGAGUGAUGUCAAGGCUUUUGGUUUUCUAGUAGCCCAAAAGUGCAACAAAGCCGAGGUGGCCACUGGGAAAGCGAAGGAGUGAUUCUCUGAAGGAUUCCUGGAGACAUAAGCAGUGUUGUCACGCUUAAACGUGGUGACAGCUAAAUCUGACCCACACAAUUGGAGAAAGCUUGUAAAUAUGUUGUCAAGUCUUUCAGGGUUGCUGUAUGUUUUCCGGGCUGUAUGGCCAUGUUCUAGAAGUAUUCUCUCCUGAUGUUUCGCCCACAUCUGUGGCAGGCAUCUUCGGAGGUUGUGAGGUAUGGAGAAACUAAGCAAGGAAGGUUUAUAUGUACAGUAGAGUCUCACUUAUCCAAGCUAAACGGGCCGGCAGAAGCCUGGAUAAGCGAAUAUCUUGGAGAAUAAGGAGGGAUUAAGGAAAAGCCUAUUAAACAUCAAAUUAGGUUAUGAUUUUACAAAUGAAGCACCAAAACAUCAUAUUAUACAACAAAUUUGACAGAAAAAGUAGUUCAAUGCGCAGUAAGGCUAUGUAGUAAUUACUGUAUUUACAAAUUUAGCACCAAAAUAUCAUGAUAUGUUGAAAACAUUGACUACAAAAAUGGCUUGGAUUAUCCAGAAGCUUGGAUAAGUGAGACUCUACUGUAUAUCUGUGGAAAGUACAGGGUGAGAGAAGAACUCUUUGUCAGUUGGAGGCCAGUGUGAAUGUUGUCGUUAAUCACCUUGAUUAGCAUUGAAUAGCUUCAUCUCCUGGCUUCUUCCUGCCUGGGGGCAUCCUUUGUUCAGAGUCAUUAGCUGCCCCUGGUUGAUUCAUGUCUGGAACUCCUCUGUUUUCAGAGUGUUGCUUCUUAUUUACUGUUCUGAUUUUUGAGUUUUUUUAAAACAAAGGACGCCCCCCAGGCUGGAAGAAGCCAGGAGAUGAAGCUAUUCAAUGCUUCAUCUCUGGGUUGUGGUGCAGACUGGUGAGCAGCCUGCUGCAAUAAAUCACUCUGACCAUGAGGUCAUGAGUUCGUGGCGGGGUGAGCACCCGUCAAUUAAAAAAAAAUAAAAAAAUAGCCCCUGCUUGUUGCUGACCUAGCAACCCAAAGGAUAGUUGCAUCUAUCAAGUAGGAAAUAAGGUACCACUUAUAAAAGUGGGGAGGCAAAUUUAACUAAUUUACGAUGUUGGAAUGAGGAAGUGCCGUCACAGUGGAUGAUGAAGCAGCUGCUCCCCCUUGUGGCCAGAAUCGAACAUCCCCUCAAGAGAAGGUUAAAUUGCCUCUGGGUCUGUCUCUGUCUCAGUUCUAUGUGUAUUUGGGCAUUGAAUGUUUGCCCUAUAUGUAUAUAAUGUGAUCCGCCCUGAGAAGGGUGGAACAGAAAUACUGUAAAUAAAUAAAUAAUAAACAAUCAAGGUGAUUAACUACAACAUUCACACUGGCCUCCAACUGACAAAGAAUUCUUCUCUCAUUCUGGACUUUCCACAGAUAUAUAUAAACCUUCCUUGCUUAGUUUCUCCAUACCUCACAACCUCUGAGGAUGCCUGCCACAGAUGUGGGUGAAACGCCAGGAGAGAAUAUUUCUGGAACAUGGCCAGACAACCCGGAAAACAUACAACAACCCAAUGCUUUUUCAAAUAAGCUGGGCAUCACCGAGUCCCCAAGCUAGUAUAAUAUAUUAACGGGGGUUUUUUGCUUCAAAAAAAGCUAGCAUGGAAAGUUGGGAUUCUGUGCCUUUAUUUUGAUUUGAUUGAUAUCCCUUCUUUUCCCCAAAGCAGCUUGCAAAACAAAUUGAAAUUGAGAGAUCCACAAAGGGUUUACACCAAGUUAUUUUAGUUUGUCUCCCCUUCGUGGUUUUUGCUGCCCUGAAAUAAAGCUAACUCCUCUCUGUUCCUAAUCCAUUCAUAUUAAAAGCCAACCAGUUCUAGUUCUCAAAAAAACGCUGUUUGCUUCUGCACUUAUCAGACAACGUGACUCAUAUUUCACUAAUAAAAUGUUGCUCAAAACACUCCAUUUGAAAUCCUUGAAAACACAAUCUGUCCAAAAAAAACAACAACUCAAAAGAGCCACAACGAGAGAUGGAAACAUAGCAUUGGGAAGCUCACCUUGCAUCCUUGGUUUCCAUCUUUGCUUGGUGAUACCUUUGGUCAUCCAAGAACAAUGUUUUUCCAAUAGGAAUAUUUGGCAUCAGUAUGAAGCAAAGCGCAGCGUUGCCAGUGCAAUUUGUUGUUGAACUUUUGCUAUAAUUUAUUUUAUUUAUUACAGCAUUUCUACCCCGCCCUUCUCACCCAGUACGUGGACUCAGGGCGGCUUACAAUAUAAAACACAUAUAAUAAUAUUUCAACUCGAUUUAAAAUUAAAUUACAUUAAAAACAUUCAUAAACACACAUAUAAAUACAGUAGAGUCUCACUUAUCCAAGCCUCGCUUAUCCAAGCUUCUGGAUAAUCCAAGCCAUUUUUGUAGUCAAUGUUUUCAAUAUACAGUAGAGUCUCACUUAUCCAACACUCGCUUAUCCAACAUUCUGGAUUAUCCAAUGCAUUUUUGUAGUCAAUGUUUUCAAUAUAUCAUGAUAUUUUGGUGCGAAAUUCGUAAAUACAGUAAUUACUACGUAGCAUUACUGCGUAUUGAACUACUUUUUCUGCCAGAUUUGUUGUAUAACAUGAUGUUUUGGUGCUUAAUUUGUAAAAUCAUAACUUAAUUUGAUGUUUAAUAGGCUUCUCCUUAAUCUCUCCUUAUUAUCCAACAUAUUGGCUUAUCCAACAUUCUGCCGGCCCGUUUAUGUUGGAUAAGUGAGACUCUACUGUAUCAUGAUAUUUUGGUGCUAAAUUCGUAAAUACAGUAAUUACAACAUAACAUUACUGCGGAUUGAACUACUUUUUCUGACAAAUUUGUUGUAUAACAUGAUGUUUUGGCGCUUAAUUUGUAAAAUCAUAACCUAAUUUGAUGUUUAAUAGGCUUUUCCUUAAUCCCUCCUUAUUAUCCAAGAUAUUCGCUUAUCCAAGCUUCUGCCGGCCCAUUUAGCUUGGAUAAGUGAGACUCUACUGUAUUUGGCAUCAGAAUGAAGCAAAGCGCAGCAUUGCAAGUGCAAUUUGUUGUUGACCUUUUGCUAUAAUUUAUUUUAUUUAUUACAGCAUUUCUACCCCACCCUUCUCACCCAGUACGUGGACUCAGGGCGGCUUACAAUAUAAAACACAUAUAUAACAGUUACAAUAAUAUUUCAACUUGAUUUAAAAUUAAAUUACAUUAAAAACAUUCAUAAAUACACAUAUAAAUAGGUAUUUAGGCGCUUUAUAAUGUUAAGAUCCCAUGCUUAAGCCUUGCCAAGUUUCUAUGCUUGUGAUGUUCUUCCAUGAAUGGUUGCAAUAUACAUACAUGUAAUCCAUGUUGACGAAUAUAGAUAUGUUGCACAUGCUGUGGCAUAGUAUUAUAUACAAAUGCAUGUUUAAGUUUAUUAGGAUCCUACAUGUUGUUUAGUUAAUAGGUAAAUAUAUAAUGGGAGUUGGCCAGCAAAGGGUGGUAGAGGUGUUCAAUGUGUUGUCGAAGGCUUUCAUGGCCGGGAUCACAGGGUUGUUGUGUGUUGUGAGGUAUAAACCUCACAACCUCUGAGGAUGCCUGCCAUAGAUGUGGGCGAAACGUCAGGAGAGAAUGCUUCUGGAACAUGGCCAGGACAACAACCCUAGAGGGUGGCAGAAUCUCCUUUAGAGAUGUCAUGUUUUGAACCACCCAAGGUCUUUCUCACUGGAAGGGUAGAACUGUGGGAAUGAGAUAAUGUUUGGAUUGUUUGACAAAGAGAAGAAAAGACUGCGAAAAAUACAAUGCCUAUUACAGUCUGACAAAUAGUGAAACAGCCUACGAAAUGUUUAGAAGGUGGUCGGUUUGAUAAUAAGCAUGAUGUAGUAGCGAUUUCUUGAUCUUUAUCAAUAAAGCUUAUCUCCAGUGA
Messenger RNA from Anolis carolinensis (green anole), 6247 nucleotides. Its product is annotated as nicotinamide N-methyltransferase. The transcript is spliced from 3 exons. Bases 1574 to 2419 code for a protein of 281 amino acids. The record is from RefSeq and is a predicted model, not a curated record. Lineage: Eukaryota; Metazoa; Chordata; Lepidosauria; Squamata; Anolidae. Gene Ontology annotation, molecular function: N-methyltransferase activity. Gene Ontology annotation, cellular component: cytosol.